GCCCGGAUUAGAUCAUAAACAACCAUGGAUCCGCAGGAUGGUGACACUCAAGGUUGUAUAUCAAGUGCAUUUUAGAACAUCGUGUUCAGAAUAAAAGGGAUAUGGAUUGAGCUGGAUGACCGUUCAACUGAUUGUCAACCACGAACCUUUCUUUUCCUACAGCGGGACAGUAUCUUGCAUGUGGUAUUGAAGAGGAGAGGAAAAAGCUUCUUGGUGACCUGCUACAGGGAUUUCGAGGACCAGGGAGAGCCCCAAACAACUCCAAACAAGGAGGCCAGAACACAGGGAGACCAUAAAAACAAGGAGAUUGAGUUGGAAUAAUAGACUAUAUAUCUACACUGAUGACACAACCUUCUACCUAUACUCUUCCAACUCCAACUACAACAAGCUGGAAAACCUAGAACAUUGGAUCCCACAUUUUAUUACGCUAAACCUAAAGAUUUUUUGAGUUUUCUGUGACCCAUCGAGUAGCCUAAACCAAAUCCAUGUUUCCAGACAGAAUCCAGUCCUAGUAAGUGGCAACCCUAAAGCAGCCAGCCACUUCCCUCCUGUGGGCCCGACCCACCUCUUGGGAACCAGUGAGUUGGUGGAGAACAACAUUGUGAGGGAGAGGAUGGGCAACAAGAGCACCAGCCCCCCCAGAGACCCGGACACUGAGACGACUCAGAGAGAGGAGGCAAACAACACGGAGACUGCCUCAGGAAGUGGCCCCCCAGGCCCCAGCCCUGACCUGCUAGCCUCACUACAGUCUUUGGGAGAACACAGUGACCACACACUGCUGCCACAGUCUCUACACCAGAUAGCGGAGGCCUACUCCCUGGUAGAGGAAUAUCAGUGGGCAGUGCAGUUCCUGCAGCUGGAGAGGCUAUAUCAUGAGCGCCUCCUGUCCAACCUCGCCGCCCUGCAGGAAGACUGGGAGAGCCAGUGGAGAAAGCGUAACAGAGCAGCGGAGAGCACCUCACCAGGUGAAACCAACAGCAUUGGACAGGAACACAUAGAAAUACUGCGCCAGAUCUGCAGGACGCACCAGAGGCCAAUGCUUGGUGCGGAAAAGAGCAUGGCAGACACAGUGCUGAAAGACAACCGCAACACCAAGGAGCAAUGUGAGAGGAAUGAGAGAGAAUCACCAUCCCACCAUGGAAAAGUCAGAGGCAGCAACCCUGUAAGACAGGGUGAGGAGGAUUUUGAGCAGACCACGCCAACAGGAGCUGACUCUGCCAUGGCUGAGGAGGAGGGAGGAGUGGUGGAGAGAGGAGUGGAGGAGGGAGGAGUGGACGAGAUGGAGGCGGAAGGGCAGGUGGAUGAAGAGGAGGUGUUUGAGGAGAGUCCAGAAGAGGAGGUGCAGGUGGUGGAGUGGCCAGCGGGGGUUCCCCAAGCCUCAGCCAAAGACCUGGUUAAACUCUCUCAUGUGGAGGAGAGCUCCUCACCAGAUGGCCUGGUGUCCAUUCUGAAAAGGAGGAGGGCGUCGUUAGAUGGCCUGCCCCCAGAGGGUCCCGAUGCAGCCAAACAGAACUCCAAACGCAAGGUGCGCUUCAGCGAGCCAGAGGAUGGCAUGGAACCAGACGAGGUGGGUGGAGACUCUUGUUUGAUCCUGCUGUUGUUGUGCUUAGUAACCGUGGUGAUCAGUCUGGGCGGGACUGCUCUGUACUGCACCCUAGUGGACACCUACAGUAGUAUCUGCACCGACUUCUCUCACAACGUGGACUUUUACGUGGUCCAAGUACACCACUUCCUGGACGGGCUCAGACACUGGCUGUCCAUACGCUCAUAGUCAGCACGGUCUACUGGAGCAGUAAGGACAUACAGUCAGUCGCCUGCUGCAGCAGUAUAUGGACUUAUACAGAAGCCCACCUACUGCUACAGUCUAGCGACUCUUAUGAAACCCUAGGAGGAAGACCAGCAAAAAUAUACUGUAAGACUGGUAACACUACUGGUUGGAGAGAAUGCUUUAGGUGAAGUCAGACACUGGCUCCCCAUACUGUCCAAGCCAGGGAAAAGAUUCAGUAAGAGGGUAUUAUAUACUGUAUGAACUGCUCUGAGACUGAGACAAGAGGGAGCACUUGACUCUAGUCCCAGUAUGAAUUAGAGAAAGUCAUUGAAGUUCUGGGAUAGGGUCUGAAAUAGAGAGUGAAUGGGCUUGUGAGCAUUGAUCUAACAGGAGGCACAGGUGCAGACAUUUUGAACUACUGACAUUUCAUAUGCAGACCAAACUGUUUCCGGAACACUGCCUCCUCUUGUUUUUGACCAGAAGUUUUUAACCUCAAGAUGGACACAGCACAAAAGAGCUCCCAAAAACAUGCAAAGGAACAAAACAUAGCAUUGUAAAGUAUAUUCUAGUUGGAUUUUUUAUAAAAAUAUAUGUUUAUCUGAAUUUGUAAAGAUGUUUAUCUGAAAAACGCAUACAAUUCAGAUAAACAGUAAAGAUGUUUAUCUGAAUUUGAAAGCCUCAUGGUAAAAUUUGGGGUACAGUAUGCCAAUAAAGAAACUGACAUUUUGGGGAUUGAAAGGACACAUUUUUUAUUAUCAACGUUUCUGUGUUUUUCAUGACAAGUCUUCUCGACUCCUUGACUUGUCAAAUGUAGCCUACAUGUUGUACAUUUUACAGCAGUUUUUUGUACAUGUAGACAUGGGUUCAGAAUUGCUCUUACAUUCCUCUGAAGGUACGCAAGGUUGUUGACCACUGCAAAUGAAAGUCAUUUGGGAAGAAUGGCUCUCUGGAAUUGGCACAUUGUUAAGUCAUUUGUUGAAAACAGAGGAAUAUCAAUACAAAUAUGCAUGAAAGAUACUGUAUGUAUGGCUCUUGGUAUGACAAUAUGAACAAAGUUUAAUGUUCAUACAGCAAUGCAUUUAAAUGUAGUCAUGAUAUUCAGUACUGCACUGGUUACUCAGAUAUUUCAGGCACUUAUGUUAACUUUUUUGUGUUGGUCAAUAUUGUUAUGUACUGUAACCAUACAUUUGUCUUUUAUUCUAUAAGUCUAUUUUAAUGUAUUCAAUACAAAUCCAUUUCCUUGCUUUGGUGAAUAAACUUUGUUUG
Salvelinus namaycush (lake trout) is the source of this 3034-nucleotide messenger RNA. RefSeq names its product consortin-like. The coding region runs from base 614 to 1771 and encodes 385 amino acids. The transcript has 11 exons. NCBI's taxonomy places the organism in Eukaryota, Metazoa, Chordata, Actinopteri, Salmoniformes, Salmonidae. The record is from RefSeq and is a predicted model, not a curated record. Gene Ontology annotation, cellular component: transport vesicle; trans-Golgi network; plasma membrane. Gene Ontology annotation, molecular function: connexin binding. Gene Ontology annotation, biological process: positive regulation of Golgi to plasma membrane protein transport.